Messenger RNA from [Torrubiella] hemipterigena, 1116 nucleotides. The record is from the annotation of a GenBank genome assembly. NCBI's taxonomy places the organism in Eukaryota, Fungi, Ascomycota, Sordariomycetes, Hypocreales, Clavicipitaceae.
GACGCCAGUUAGAUACCCUAACGUUUAACUGAUCGUAAUUCAGCACAAGAAACAUAGAGCGUUUAUACUGUAGCCAGAAAAUUACAGUAUAUCAUCAAAAAUUAUAGCCCUCUAUGAAUAACUUGCACGCCCCAACAAUUCCGUCGGGUCCGACUAGCUCUACUGGCACGAAUGGACAACUAGGAAAGCUCAGCUUUGCUGAACUCGAAGCAAAGAAACGCAACGUUGAAGAAGAGCUUAAAGCGCUAGGCAGUGUCCUUGAAUCACAUGGGGUAGAUAUGAACACUGCUCUUUUGACAAAAGAUGGUUUCCCUAGAUCCGACAUCGAUGUCGCCCAGAUUCGUACUACUCGUUCUCGUAUAAUUCGGUUACGAAAUGAUCACAAGGAAAUUAUGGCUAGGGCGGAAAAGUUCUUGCACGAACAUUUUGCCAACCUUUCAGGCGGUGAUGACCUCAGCUCCCAGGCACCUGUUGAGACGAUCCCGGGAGGAGCCGAUUCUGAAAUUGCAACUCUCGAUCGACCAUUCGCAAAGGUCAAUACAGUGGCCUCAGACAGUCCAGCAGAACGGGCAGGUCUGAAACCCGGAGACGAGAUCCGCAACUUUGGCUAUGUAAAUCGAGGCAACCAUGACGGUCUCAAGAAGCUUGCUGAAUGCGUCCAAGGAAAUGAAGGCCAAAACAUUUUUAUAAAAGUAUCGCGGCCUGAGGGCGUGGCGAACCGCCAGGAACUUAGGCUCACAUUACUGCCUAGCAAGGAUUGGGGUGGUCGAGGAAUGCUUGGUUGCCACAUUCUACCCAUUUAACAAUAUCCAAAUAAUGUAAUAAUCCAUGUCAGCAUGAGGAAUGGCGAAUACUGCAGCAGCAGAAUAUUGACUUUGGUGAUGUGGAAAACCUGACAAAGUAAGGGCCAUGCAGCGCAAUCGGUUCGCUUCACGACGCGUCGCCUAGCUUUUUUAACAAUCGUAUUGUUAGAAAAAAGCCACACGAUAUACUUUACAGUAUUGUCAAUGGCGUAUAUGGGCGGAUUAGGCUGCUAGGCCCUUGGGCACCAGAGUAACAAGGCAGCCGAGCAUCUCCAGCCUACUAUAGUAUCAACCUUGCUGAUUUGCCGCCGGA